GACACGCGUACUAUCAGAUAGAGAAAUAUGUCGCUGCUGAAGGAGAUUCAGGCAAACGCAGCGGUGGCGUGGAGCCCCGUGAAGCGUCGUGCUGAGCUCUUGGCGCUCGGCUCCAAGGGCGACGGCGGCGUCGGCUUUGAGAACACCGGCGGCGAGUUCAAGCUCGUUUCCAUGGACCUGAGCGACCCAGGUCGCGAGAUGAUUACGCUAGGUUCCGUUAAGACGGCGUCGCGAUUCACGUCGCUUGCCUGGCGCGACGUACCUCGCCACCACGACACGUGUCCGUACGGCAUCAUCGCCGGCGGCAUGGCGGACGGUUCUGUAUCGCUCUGGAACCCGGCGCUUAUGCUGGAUCGCGAGCCUGGCACUGACGCGCCUGCAUCCUGCGAGAUCGGACGCAUCACGCGCCACAAAGGUGCUGUCAACGCAUUGCAAUUCAACCCACACGAGGACAGCGCGCACCUGUUGGCAUCUGGAGGCAGCGAUGGUGAAGUGUACAUUAUGUCGCUUGAGAAACUGGCCAGCCCCGGUGUCUUUACGCCUGGAGGUCCUUCCACGCCCCAAGCUCAAGCCAACGAGAUCACCAGCGUGGCAUGGAACACUCAAGUGAACUACAUCUUAGCCACAGGCUCCCAGAACGGUUCGGUCGUUGUCUGGGAUCUUAAGCAGAAGAAACCGUGGUGCGAGCUGCGUGAUCCUGCGCGUGGAGCAGCCACUGCAAUUGCCUGGAACCCCAAUGAGGGGCUACAGAUUGCUACUGCCUCGGGUGAUGACCAGCAUCCCUCAGUUAAGCUCUGGGACUUGCGUAACUCGACGAGUACUCCGCUAGCUGAGUUCCACGACCACACCGCCGGCGUUCUAUCCAUGUCAUGGUGUCCCAACGACCCUGGUCUCAUCUUAUCGUGCGGCAAGGACAACCGGACGCUGCUGUGGGACUUGUUUUCACGCAAGACAGUGGUCGAAUUCCCCUCAGAUGCGCCUAAUGCACCUCCUAUGGGAUCGGACCAAUUCUUCGGGGGCGGGCUCGCUGGCCAGCGUCGUUGGGAUGUUCAGUGGUCGCCUCAAGUUCCUGCAGUUGCGUCAACGUGCACACUGGAUGGAAAGCUGCAGAUUUGGGGUCUUUCCGGCGGUGGGAACCCGGCUUGUCGUCCCCCGAAGUGGAUGCGUCGCCCGGCCGGCGCCUCGUUUGGCUUUGGUGGCAAGCUGGUGACUAUUGCCAACCCUCAGGAACCUGCGGGACCCAAUACCGACCACCGCCGUAUUAUUCACAUGCAACGCGUGAUCAGUGACACUGGACUGGUGGCGGAAGCGGAGGCUUUGGAUCGUUCCCUGGAAACGAAGGACUUUAAGGGACAUUGUGAGCAGAAGAUUACUUCGGCAGCAACAGCUGAAGAGCGUAGUGUGUGGAGCUUCAUGAAGAUCCUCUUUGAGAAGGAUGCGCGUCAGCAUCUGCUGCUUCAUUUGGGGUUGGAUGCGGAAAAGAUUAACGAACUGAACGCCAAGUUUAACCCCGAGGCUGCGGCGGCACAGCAAGCUGCAGCUGCUGCUGCUCAAGCUGCUAACUCGGCCGCACAGGCUCCUGGAGCGCAAGUGGACCCAGUGACGGGAGCGCUGCUCAGCGAUCGGAUCGAUUCUGGUAUGGGAGCGGACGACGUGUUCGCUUCUGGCUUCCACCCGAAGACUGACGACACUGCUGCUACAACUCCGGCUUCGCCGUUGUCGGACGUCUCUGCAUUAGCUGCUGCACUUCCCUCUGCGCUAGAUGAGGACAAGAGCAAGCGUCUGGAUGCAGUUCCUGCACCUGUAUACACUGAAGAAUCCGAGAGCACGUUGAUGCAGGCGCUGCUGGUGGGUAACUUCGAAGUGGCUGUCAACUGCUGCUUGGCGUACAACCAGCUAGCAGACGCGCUGCUACUUGCUUCCUGUGGCGGCCCUGAGCUCUGGGAGAAGACCCAGCGUGCGUUCUUUGCUCACCAGCAACGUCCUGUGAUGCGUGUGGUAUCUGCUAUCAUCAAGAACGAGCUAACUGAGCUCGUGGAGGUGUCGGAUCUUGCUGAAUGGCGUGAAACUCUGGCCAUCUUGAGCACCUACGCUAAAAGCGAAGAGUUCCCGUCGCUUUGUGACAAACUGGCCGUUCGACUAGAGGCUGCUGGCGAUUUGCACUCGGCUACGUUGUGCUUCAUGUGUGCUGUAAAUGUAGAGAAGACUGUGAGUGCCUGGUGCAAGGAAAGCGCGUUCGAGGCUUGCACCCACGGCCACACCUUUGCGCUCCACCGUCUUGUGGAGAAGGUGUCUGUCUUCGCGAUGGCUGUGGACCAACCUGACCAAUCUAUGGGCCCUGAGGUGGCCCAGCGUUUCGCUGAGUAUGCUUCUCUGAUGGCUGCGGAAGGACGUCUGGAUAUUGCUGCGAAGUACGCACGCUUCCCGGAUCUCAGUUGCGCGAUCUUGAAAGACCGCAUUUUCAACGCGUACCCCACUCAGGGCUACCAGCCACCUUCGUUCCCGUUCGACGUGGUUCAGAUUCAAACGCAAGCACAGAUUCAGCAACAACAGCAACAACAGCAACAACAGCAGCAACAGCAACAGCAACAACAGCAACGCCAAGCUGGUCAGCAACAGAGAGGCUACGGCAACAAGCCUGCCUAUGGGGCUGGAAGGAACCAGUUUGGUGCUCCUGCUGCGCCAACACCGGCACCUGCCGCCGCUCCGAUGCCUACUCCUGGCGCCUACGGUGGCCAGAAUGCAGGGUACCAGCAGCAGCACACACCGGCACCGACACCAGCUUUCCCUGGUCGUCCUGGGCCUGGUGGCUACCAGUCGACGCCUCAGCAACCUGCAUACCACGCCACGCCUGGCCUACCUCCUCAAGUGCAACAACCCGGAGGAUACCCCAACCAGCAACAGGCCGCAUACCCAGGCCAGUCUACGCCGUCUCCGUACCCAGGAAACCCGGCACCGACGCCCUUCCCGGGUCAAUCAGCAGCUCCUGCGUUCCCAGGCCAGACCCAGCAGUACCAGGUACCCCCACAGCAGCCUGGUUACGGCCGUCCGCAACAACCAGGCUUUCCAGGCCAACACCCGCCCCAGCCAGGUUUCCCGUCGGGCCCUCCGUCGUCGUCAGGUAGCCGCCAGCAGAUGUACUCGGGUCCUCCAUCAGCAGGCGGUACACCCCACAUACCAGGACCUUCUCCGGCUUAUGGUGGUGCUCCUCGUCCUGGAACGGGCUUCGGUGCGCCUGCUACUCCAGCUUCUCCCUCUAUUCCUCAAGGUACGGGGGUAAACCCGCUUGCUGCUGCGAUGGGGUCAUCGCGUAUUGCCAAGCCUUCUGUUGAUAUGAGUUCCCACCAACGUGAUGGAUUCGUAAGCAGUGUGGGCAACAAGGAACUGACACUGAAAUAUGGGAAUGCUACCACAGCCUCUCUCUCGCCAGUCGCUAACUCCGCCCCAAAGGCCGGUGACUUCCCCCCGGACGUUGUGCCUGGAAGCACUGAGAACGUGGGUCCGCAGGAUCUCCCUAUUGUAAACGCGUUCAAUGACCUCGUGAGUCAACUCCAGGGUCUCCCUCUCACUAUGAUGGAACAGAAGCAACUACAGGAGACUCAAAAGGGCAAGGAGAUAAUGUUUACCAAGCUUAAUAUCGGCGCUCUAUCGCCGGAGGUUGUGUCACGACUGCACGAGAUGGUGGUGUGCUUCGGACAACGCGAUUUUGGCACUGCACAGACCAUCUACGUGGCUCUCACGGCUUCGGACUGGGCACAGCACAAGGACUGGCUGCGUGGACUCAAGUCGCUCAUCCAUAUCUCCAUGAAGCGUUUUAGAUAAGCAGUCCACACCGUGGGCGACCUGGGGGGGACUACAGGGCUUUAAGCAGAUACACGGUCACCAAGUGAAGUGAUCGCAAAGGUCCUUGUCAGCCCAAUGCAGAUAAAACUAGGAAGGAUGUUUGUGUACGCGUGUUAUUGUUUGCAAACAGUGUUGGCAGAGACGUUGUUAGCAACUGGUAACGCUUCCAAUGCUGUACACUGUACAGUGUCCAGUUCAUUCUUCGUGCUUGUAGUAGUACACGCAUUUAGACUUGACUUAAGAGAAGCGUCUUGAUUCAUAUUAUACUGCAUGCGUAGAGCAGUGCCAAUCUGGAUCUUCGAAUAGAGUGGCGUCGGCUCGAUCGCCUUGGAGCCAGUAUCAAGUGCAGGGGCACGCAACAGCACGAGUGCAGAGACGAAAGUGUUGCCUUGAUCUCCAUUUGCCGACCCCCAGCAUCUGCGCGAUAAUGCC
This is a messenger RNA of Phytophthora infestans T30-4, 4275 nucleotides long. RefSeq names its product protein transporter Sec31A, putative. Gene Ontology annotation, biological process: intracellular protein transport; COPII-coated vesicle cargo loading; endoplasmic reticulum to Golgi vesicle-mediated transport. Gene Ontology annotation, cellular component: endoplasmic reticulum exit site; COPII vesicle coat. Bases 28 to 3822 code for a protein of 1264 amino acids. The transcript has 4 exons. The record is from RefSeq and is a predicted model, not a curated record. NCBI's taxonomy places the organism in Eukaryota, Oomycota, Peronosporomycetes, Peronosporales, Peronosporaceae. Gene Ontology annotation, molecular function: structural molecule activity; protein binding.